Ruditapes philippinarum (Manila clam) is the source of this 3504-nucleotide messenger RNA. RefSeq lists its product as uncharacterized. The transcript has a single exon. Lineage: Eukaryota; Metazoa; Mollusca; Bivalvia; Venerida; Veneridae. The coding region runs from base 1 to 3504 and encodes 1167 amino acids. The record is from RefSeq and is a predicted model, not a curated record.
AUGAAUCUACAGAAGCUUAUUUCAACAAGAGAAGGUCAUCGCAGAAUUGUUCAGAGAAAAUUAGCCGCAAUUGAUCAAAAUGAGGAAAUGUCGUCGCUAGAAAUUUCCUCACUCAAAGAUUAUCUGACAGAAAAAGCUACGAUAAUUAAAGGACUGAAUAAAAAAAUCAUAAAUCAGUGUGACGAUAUUGAAACAGAAAUCGUGGAAAGUGAAGAAUAUUCAUACGAUUUGGAUCUGAGGAUUCAGAAGAUAAGCGAGACUUACCGGAAGCAUACUCAAGAUUUUACAAACAAUAGUUCCGUUGAUCAAGAAGAUAACCCUAUGGUACCUAGACAUACGAGUUCGAGUACAUUUGCGCAACAUAAACUCCCAAAACUUACCAUACCUAAUUUUGACGGAGAUCUUACCAACUGGCAGACUUUCUGGGACUCUUAUGAGUCAUCUAUUCAUCUGAAUUCUACGUUAUCGGAAGUUCAGAAGUUCAACUACUUGCGAUCUCUGGUUCAAGGUAUAGCAGCACGGUGUAUAGACGGGUUUCCUUUGACGAAUGCGAUCUAUUCAAAGGCAGUAAGUCUACUAAGGGAGCGCUUCGGACAACCACAGAAGAUAAUUCAUAGAUACAUGCAGUCCUUGCUUGAACUUCCAAGACCUAGCAACAAUGUAAUAAGUUUACAAUGUUUUUAUGAUAAAAUGGAAACUUUUAUCAGAGGUUUAGAAUCACUUUGGCAGUCACAGGAAUCUUACGGUAGCUUAUUAAUACCAAUAAUUUUAGAUAAGUUACCAGGCAUAAUGAAGCAAAAUAUGGCACGUGAACAUCGCAGUGUAAACUGGGAAUUACAAGAGUUAAGGUCAGCUAUCUAUAAAGAAAUUUCUUUCAUGGAAGCAGGUAUUUCUACUACUGAUAUUAACAACCGUGAACCUGAUGUUCAUAUUCCCACAGCGUCAUUCUUUACUGGAACCAGACAAAGUACAAAUGAACGUAAAAAUGAACGUAAGAAAGACGUCAAUUUUCGGAAAACUUUCAAGAAAGUUUGUCCUUUUUGUAAUCAUGAACAUUCCCCAAACGAGUGCAGAAAGGUUACAUCAUAUGAAUCACGUAUAGAUAUUGUAAAAAGAGAACAUUUGUGUUUUAACUGUUUAUGGAACCAUCAAGUAUCGGCAUGUCGUUCCACAAAUAGAUGUCGUCACUGUCAGCGCAAACAUCAUUCGAGUAUCUGUGACAAAUCUGCUAAGGAAUCAAACUCAAAGCUGAAUCCCAAUGCCGCAAGUUUCACCAUACCAGCUACUUCCGGUGUUUCAAAUCAACCCGAGGCUGCAAUUCUACACUCUACCACUCAUCUAAGACAUGACGUUCUUCUGAAGACAGCCGUUGCACAGAUAUGUUAUAACAGCGUUUCAUUGGAAACAAAUAUUCUUUUUGAUGAGGGAGCUCAGCGUUCUUUUGUCACUGAAGAAUUAGCGGAGAAACUACAAAUUGUGCAGACCGGAAGUGAAGUCGUUCAUUUAGCAUCGUUUGGUGAUACUAGGCAAAGAGUACGACACAUGAGAAAAUGUUCUAUACAUCUUAUUACAGACGACAAUGAGAAAAUAUGCAUUGAUGUUUUGAUUGUUCCAAAGAUAGCCCUACCGCUGCGAAAUUUUAAUCAGAAUAUAUCAGCCCUUCCAUACUUGCAUGGUUUAAAGCUAGCUCAUCCAGUAACAAAUGACAUAGAUUUUGAGAUAUCGUUACUGAUUGGAGCAGAUUCAUAUUGGAAAAUUGUUCAAGAUGAGGUAGUCCGAGGGAAUGGUCCAAUAGCGGUGCAGUCGAGACUUGGAUAUCUUUUAUCCGGUCCACUUCCGGUUUCCAACUUUCCAGCGUCAAGACAACAUCAACUUCCGGUUUCUACACUUACAGCGUCCACAUCCCAACAGCCUCCAGUUCCCGCACAAGAAACGUCCACCCAUUUAUUGAACAUUCUAACGUCCUCCCCAGAUUCCUUUGAUAUUGAGAGAUUUUGGAAGCUCGAGUCUCUUGGUAUAUCUCAAGAAGAAGAGAACCCUGAGGCUACAUACCUAGAAAACUACCAACGUGAUUCAAUCACCAACAAUAACGGACGUUACACAGCCAAACUGCCUUGGAAAGAAGAUCACGCUAUCUUACCAACGAAUUAUGACAUCACCAAGAAACGCACUGAAAACGCAAUCAGACGUUUGCGUCAAGACCCUAGUAUUCUACAGACGUAUGGAGAAAUAAUCAAUGAUCAAGAAAAGAGAGGUUUUAUUGAGAAGGUCGACGAAUGUAUCACACCACAACACAAGAUACAUUACAUUCCCCACCACGGCGUCAAGAAAGACUCAGUCACAACACCGAUGCGCAUCGUAUAUGACUGUAGUUGUCAUCAGUCACGUGACCAACCAAGCUUAAAUGACUGUUUGAAGUCUACGCCACCAGAGCUUAACGAUCUUACUCAAAUUCUUAUCCGUUUUCGGUUACACAGAUAUGCUGUUACUACCGACAUAGAGAAGGCUUUUCUACAAAUACAGCUUGCAGAAGAAGACAAAGAUGUAACAAGAUUUCUUUGGUUAAGUGACCCCAAAAAUCCCGACAGUACUUUGAUCACCUACAGGUUAAAAGUAGUUCUGUUUGGUGCAACAUGUUCCCCGUUCAUUCUUAAUGCAACGAUUUUAAAACAUCUAGCAAGUAACAGUGAUGUAUGGGUCAGUAGUAUUUUAAGAAGAGAUUUGUACGUGGACAACGUUUUGUCAAGCUUUGAAGAUGAAAACCAGGCACUUGCUUACUUCCAUGAUUCACGAAAGCUUAUGUCGUCUGCAAACUUUAACUUACGCUCUUGGAAUUCAAAUAGCCAGAAACUACGAAAUUUAGCCUUAAACUACGACGUACAAGAUAGAGAUAAAAUCACAAAGAUACCUGGAAUGCGAUGGAAUACAGAUACAGAUAUGUUGACUUUCCAACAAACCUAUAUACCAGUCACAGAUACUACAACGAAACGAGAAAUCUUGCGACAGACGUCAAAAAUGUUCGAUCCUCUUGGUCUACUUAGUCCGGUUACGGUACGUGCUAAGAUUAUAUUUCAACAAAUUUGGGAAGAAAAGUUUGAUUGGGAUACUCCACUUCCAGCAAAUAUACAAAAGAGGUGGAAAAAUCUUGCUGCAGAUUUGACUACACUAUCCACCACUCAAUACAGACGUUGCUAUUUUCCCGGAGCAGACGAGAAAAUUAGACAAGCAGACGACCAUUCACACACUACCUUACACGUGUUUGUAGAUGCUAGCCAGUCAUCAUAUGGAGCUGCAGCUUACCUUUCCAAUGGUCAAAAUUCAUCACUUAUUAUGGCAAAGAAUCGUGUGGCACCUCUUAAAAAACUUACUUUACCUCGACUUGAAUUAAUGGCAGCUGUAAUAGGUGCUCGACUUUUAAGCCACAUAAAGAAGACAUUAAAACACACUAAUUUCUAUCUUUGGUCAGACAGUCAGAUUGUUUUACAUUGGUUAGAAACAGUUUAA